AUGUCCUCUCUGCAAACAGGUUUCUCUGUUUCACCAACUGUGAAUCGUGCAAACAGUGCUGCAAAUAAUAGAUAUGAGCCCUACCCUCGAGUGUCUAGCGCUCAUAGAUCUUUUUCGGACGGCCUAGGAUCUGUCGACAAAAAUACUAUCCCACCUUCGCAGAUGCCCAUACCAGGCACCCCGCAUCAUCCAUCUGGUGCACGAGAUAUAGAACAUUUGUACCCGACAUUCACGCCGCGUACUGGUGGUGCCCCCCUGGGCCAUUCCAACAGCAUGAAUAUGGGGACACAAGCUUAUGUGACCAGUGCAGAUAUCGACAGGAUGGUUAACGACCACGGACUUCUGAAACAGCGUGACCUUGUCCAUCGCUUCAAUGAGAUGGCACAUGAUGAGCGCCUGCUGGUGCUUUUCUGUAGCUGUCUACACGCCUCGAACCAGAAUCAGGCUCUUACCGACACGCUCGCGGUUCUUAAAGAAAAGUUAAACACCAUUGAAGCAAAGGUAGAUCAAGGCUGGCAACCGGCGGAUGACCAUGAGGCCAUACUGAAAGGGUUACUGCGUCAUUACAUUAUUCAGCCACAGUAUUCAUACAGUGUCGUACCGAAGCAAGUUGGAAGGUAUAUCUUCGAUCACGCAGACAAGGUUCGACUUCGACUUUACGUGACCGAUGCAACAAUACGCACCCGGGUCGAUCAAUGGGUAAACGAUAAGUACAAUGAAGUCAAGAGUGGCCUGCGGAAGGCAGUAUGGACAUCAAUCACGAACAAGGUGCCGCUCGAUGACUUCGCAAGUACUAUUGUCAAAAGCUACCACCUUCCCGUCAAGCCCAAGGAGGUUCCCCAAGCGAUCAUGGGAUCUUUAGCCUUAAUGCGAGAUGUUGCUGCCCCGCUAACUACGAAGAAGGGCGUACGAGGCGGUGACACCGGCUUCUGGAAGGCUCUCGAAGCACGACUAGCAGCGGUAGUGUCUCAGCACGGCACUACGCGGGAUAGCUCGGAGGAAUGGAAAACAUGGGAGAAGGACAUCAUCGAGAAGGACAUCGAAAGAUACCAACAACGCAGCGUCAGCGCUGCACCAGCGCUGCAGGUGGAUCUCAAUGCCAGCCUGGUAGAGGAGAUGCGGAUGAUGGAGGGGGAACAUGUUGUCGCCUUCGGCGACAGCUUCGAUAUGGCUAGCCUAGCGAGGGAAAGCAUGUCUCAAACAAAACCAUAG
Molecule: messenger RNA, 1212 nt
Organism: Gloeophyllum trabeum ATCC 11539
Lineage: Eukaryota; Fungi; Basidiomycota; Agaricomycetes; Gloeophyllales; Gloeophyllaceae
Exons: 7
Coding region: 1-1212 (403 amino acids)
Source: RefSeq, a predicted model, not a curated record